Molecule: messenger RNA, 1593 nt
Organism: Plasmodium relictum
Lineage: Eukaryota; Apicomplexa; Aconoidasida; Haemosporida; Plasmodiidae
Product: conserved Plasmodium membrane protein, unknown function
Exons: 20
Coding region: 1-1593 (530 amino acids)
Biological process (GO): protein localization to vacuole
Cellular component (GO): vacuolar membrane
Source: RefSeq, a predicted model, not a curated record
AUGGAUAUAAUAAUUUGGUGUAUUUUUUUAAUUUUUAUUUUGUUAAUAUUUGCAUCUUGCUGGGCAUUUUACAAAUAUUUUGUAAAAGCAAAUGAAUCAACAUUAUUAAUAGCAGUAACUUUUGUUUUGUCUUUAAGUACAAGCUUUAUCUUAGUUCUAUUCAUACCUAUAGACAUUUAUCUAGUUUCAAAUGGAAAUUUGGAAAUUUCUGAUUUUGAAAUAAACCAAAAAAUUGUAUCUAAAAUUUACCAUUUUAUGUUUUGGAUUUUAAUUUUUCAAGCUUAUGUUGUCGUUCCUUUUUCCUAUUUCUAUCUUAAAAAUAAGAAUGCAUACAAAAAUGAAUUUGAUGAUAAUAUAAUACCAUGUGAAAAUGUUAUAGAAUCACUGAAAAAAACUAUAUAUUUUAUAUUUUUUUUAGUUGUAUUGUCAAUAAUUGGUCUAGUAUAUAGACCAGGGCAUAAACUUGCAAUGGAAAAAGGAAAAGAACUUGAGUACAUUUAUGAUUUACUGGAUAUGAAACAUACUGGAGAAUCAGCAGUUCUAUUUUUAAUGGGAUGUGUCGUUUUAAUAGGUGUAUCAUUUUGGGUUACUUAUACAAGUUAUGGAAUAGCUUGUUUACCCUUAUCAUUUCUACAACAAAAAGAUAUAGAAUAUGAAAGAAAAGAAAUAGAAAAUCGUUUUAUUAAUUUAAAGGAAAAAGAAAGAAUGAUAAAAAAUAAGUAUAAUUCAAAUAGUGAAGUAAAGGGUAAUGAUAAAUAUGAAAUACUAAAAAUAGAACAAAUGAAAAGAGUAUUAAGUAGAUACAAUUAUAAAUUGCAAGAGAUAGAAAAAAUAUCAGAAUCAUGGCUAUCAUAUAUUAUAGGAAUAAUAUUUACUUUUAGAGUUAUAACUGGCAUAAUAUUUCUUGUAUUUUCAUUCAUAAUAUAUAUAUCAUUGUUAGCUUCAAUAACUGAUAAAUAUUUUAAUUCUAUUUGUGCUUACAAAUGUGGAUUUGUUCUUGAACAAAUAAAUAGUAUUUUUAACUUACUUGAUUCUUUACUAAUAUUUUUUUCAAGGUUUUUUCCAAUAGAUAUAUUAGUUAUAGCUAGUUUAGCUAUCUAUAUUUUUUGCUGUUCUUUAUAUGGUAUUGUAAAUGUAGGAAUACGAAUUUUUUUUAUCCCAAUAUAUAAACUAAAACCUAAAAAAUCAUCUCCUGAGACUAUGUUAAUUCUUUGUUUUCUAAUUAUACAUAUUAUAUUGGUUCUAAUAAUGACUUUAUUAACAAUUGCUCCUAACUAUAUAACAUAUGGAAUACAAAAUAUUAAACUAAACGAUAACUUAGGUUACAUAAAGUGCUCUUUAAAGACUGACAAAAACGUUUGUAAAAUGUCAGUAUUAUCUGUUUUCUUUAACAAAAUAUUUUUUGGUAUUCCUUAUUUUGCAAAUAGUUACUUUUUUUCCAAUUGGGUAUUUUUAAUUAUGUAUACAUUUUCAUUUAUCCACCAUAUUUUUUUUAAGAAGAAAAGCCACUUAGACAACAUAGAUGAAUUAGACAUAAGCAAAGAUAAUUUUGAUGAAAAUAUGAAUUUGUUACCUUUAGAAAAAUUAACCUAG